Molecule: messenger RNA, 357 nt
Organism: Prunus armeniaca (apricot)
Lineage: Eukaryota; Viridiplantae; Streptophyta; Magnoliopsida; Rosales; Rosaceae
Source: the annotation of a GenBank genome assembly
AUGCCGGAGGAGGAUUUGGUGGACAUAAAGUUCAGGUUGUAUGAUGGUUCCGAUAUUGGGCCGUUCAGCUACUCAUCGGCCUCCACCGUCGAUAUGCUUAAGCAGAGGGUCGUCUCCGAUUGGCCCAAAGGCAAAACUAUGACACCCAAGACAGCUAAUGAAGUGAAACUGAUGAGUUUUGGCAAAAUUUUGGAAAACAACAAGACAGUGGGUCAAUGCAAAUUACCUUUUGGUGAUGUUGGUGGGGGCGUUAUCAUAAUGCAUGUUGUUGUACAGCCAGCUAUAGAAAAGGCUAAAACAGAAAAGAAGGUUGAUGAUUUGCCCCGGAAAGUUGUCUGCUCCUGUUCUAUAUUGUGA